Messenger RNA from Pipistrellus kuhlii (Kuhl's pipistrelle), 3433 nucleotides. It is a transcript of the gene CREB3L2, whose product is annotated as cAMP responsive element binding protein 3 like 2. Gene Ontology annotation, molecular function: DNA-binding transcription factor activity, RNA polymerase II-specific; cAMP response element binding. The record is from RefSeq and is a predicted model, not a curated record. The transcript has 13 exons. The coding region runs from base 353 to 2101 and encodes 582 amino acids. Gene Ontology annotation, biological process: regulation of transcription by RNA polymerase II. NCBI's taxonomy places the organism in Eukaryota, Metazoa, Chordata, Mammalia, Chiroptera, Vespertilionidae.
GAGCUGUGGGGACACUGAAAGUUUGUGUCUGGGGCAGCGGUGGGACGUGGGCUUGUCGAGGAGGGGCUUUUCUCGCGCGGAGAGCCGUUCUCCGCCCUUCACUUUGGAUAUACCCCCAGCUUCCACCCCUGCAGCCUCCGGCCUGAUCCCUCGAUCGCCUGUCCCCCCCGGGGUGUGCAGAUCUCCGGGCGCACGGGACGGGGACGGGAGCCCCAGGCGGUCCUCUCGGGCCGGGGAGCGGACGUCCCCUUCCUCAGUGCACAAGCCACACGCACACACGCCACCCGCGCCCUCCGCGGCGCCCCAGCCAGCUCCCCCCUGCGCUCAGCAUCCCCGCCCGGCGCGGACCGCCAUGGAGGUGCUGGAGAGCGGGGAGCAGAGCGCCCUGCAGUGGGACCGCAAGCUGAGCGAGCUGUCAGAGCCGGGGGACCCCGAGGCUCUCACGUACCCCACGGAAAAGCAGCUGGCCAACAAUAAUUCCUGGGCCGCCUCUGAGUUCAGAACCUGGAAUCCAGCCUCCUGGAAUGAUCACAAAGGCUGCAGAAGGAAAACAGCCCUGCCCUCGAGGAGCCAAGCCUGGCAGGGCUGCCAGGACAGUCGCAUGCGCGAGACAAAGCCGAGCCGCACGACUCCAGGGCAGCACUUCACAGAACUUCUGGAUGAGUUUUCCCAGAACGUCCUGGGUCAGCUGCUGAACGACCCUUUCCUCUCAGAGAAGAGUGUGUCAAUGGAGGUGGAGCCAUCCCCAACAUCCCCAGCGCCUCUCAUCCAGGCCGAGCACAGCUAUUCUCUGAGCGAGGAGCCGCGGGCCCAGUCACCGUUCACCCACGUUACCAACAGCGACAGCUUCAAUGAUGAUGAAGUGGAGAGUGAGAAAUGGUACCUGUCUGCCGAAUUUCCUUCAGCCACCAUCAAGACGGAGCCAAUUACGGAGGAGUCACCCCCAGGACUUGUUCCCUCUGUCACUCUGACCAUCACAGCCAUCUCCACCCCGUUCGAAAAGGAGGAACCUCCUCUGGAAAUGAAUACUGGGGUUGAUUCCUCGUGCCAGACAGUCAUCCCUAAGAUUAAGCUGGAGCCUCACGAAGUGGAUCAGUUCCUAAACUUCUCUCCCAAAGAAGCCUCCGUGGACCACCUGCACCUGCCGCCCACCCCUCCCAGCAGCCACAGCAGUGACUCCGAGGGCAGCCUGAGCCCCAACCCGCGCCUGCACCCCUUUGGCCUGCCUCAGACCCACGGCCCAGCCCGGGUGGUGCCUCGGGCCCCCUCGGCCCUCUCCAGUUCCCCGCUCCUCACAGCGCCUCAUAAACUGCAGGGCUCAGGCCCCUUGGUCCUGACAGAGGAGGAGAAGAGGACACUGGUUGCCGAGGGCUAUCCCAUCCCCACCAAGCUGCCCCUGACAAAAUCAGAGGAGAAGGCACUGAAGAAAAUCCGGAGGAAGAUCAAGAACAAGAUUUCUGCGCAGGAGAGCAGGAGAAAGAAGAAGGAGUACAUGGACAGCCUGGAGAAGAAGGUGGAGUCUUGUUCAACGGAGAAUUUGGAGCUUCGGAAGAAGGUUGAGGUUCUGGAGAACACCAACAGGGCCCUCCUCCAGCAACUGCAGAAGCUGCAGACUCUGGUGAUGGGCAAGGUCUCUCGCACUUGCAAGCUGGCCGGCACGCAGACUGGCACCUGCCUCAUGGUGGUUGUGCUGUGCUUUGCUGUGGCGUUCGGCAGCUUCUUUCAGGGCUACGGGCCCUAUCCUUCUGCCACCAAGAUGGCCCUGCCCAGCCAGCAUUCCGUGCAGGAGCCGUACACCGCCUCUGUGGUGAGGUCCAGGAACCUGCUCAUCUACGAGGAGCACUCUCCCCUGGAGGAGCCGUCCAGCCCGGCCUCGGCCGGGGAGCUCGGCCGCUGGGACAGAGGCUCCUCCCUGCUCCGGGCGUCGGGGCUGGAGUCCAGGCCGGACCUGGACCUUCCCCAUUUCAUCAUCUCCAACGAGAGCAGCCUAGAGAAGUCCGUGCUGUGGGAGCUCCAGCAGCACCUGGUCAGUGCCCAGCUGGAGGGGAACGAAACACUAAACGUCGUCGAACUCGACAGGAGAGUGAACGCCACCUUCUGAGCGGCGCCACCACCACCCUCCUCCCUCUCUCGGCUCUGCUUUUACUUCCCAAACCGCCUUUGUUUUGAGCUUUUCCUUAUUCCCACUCAACACGGAUGAAGACAUGGACGAGCAAGCAGUCGUGGCUUUGGCCCGAAGGACGGCCUGCGAUUUCCACCAGCGGUGAGAGCCGUCCCCCUGCAGCCCCGAGGCCCUCCAUGCUGGGGGAGCCGGCAUCUCUCCCCCCCUGCCGCCCCCUGCCUUAGGAGAUCACGCUGGGGUCAGGCAUGGGAAGGUGGGCUUGUUUCUGCCGAGAGUGCUGAGAAUCGACUACCUGCUUCUCACCUGGGGUGUGACCCCCUCUUUGAAGAAGACAGCUCUUCUUCAUCGGAGACCCCACGCUCUGGCCACAAAGAGCUCAGGAUGCCUGUUGGGAUCUGGCGAAGCAGUGACUGAUGUCCCGCCUCCCUCAGCCUGGUCUCCCGUGUGUCCGCCCGUGUGUCCGCCCGUCAGCCCUGGAAGUGCCAGUGUGUCCAGUGAGCGCCGCGCCACCCUGCUCGGUCCCAGCCCUCCAGCCCGUGCCCGCGGUCCUCGCUCUGGGCCGGGGCCCCUCACCUUCUCAGGCCGCAAGUGCAAUGCCUGAAGGAAUCAGGCUUCUCUACUCCAGGCGAACCUGCCCGUCUUGUUGCUUGUAGGACUUCUCCAGAACCCGUGUUCCCUCACCAUUAGAUCCGCCUCCUGGCUUCUCCUCCCCGUUUGUAAAUAGUAUUUAUUAGCUCGCGAGGCUUCCCGCUAGCAACUGCCGAAGAGAUCCUCCCGCCGAGCCUGCAGAGUCUUGGGUUGGACUUGGGCGCUAGGAGGGCAGCCGAGGCUCUGGGAUUCCCAGUCCUCCAGGCCCCGUUUCAUUUCCUUUCCUUCUCUUCGUUCCUGGAGGCCUGUCCCUGUGGGUGGGAAAUCCCCGGAAGCGGGUUCUCCCUAAGAAUGGACUCCGAGGAAAGAUGGCUCCAGCGUGUGAUCUGUGGCCCGGACGCCUAUUGUCCGGUGCCCAGAGCAGAGCAGGGAGGGCCUGCUGGACACCAGGCGUGUCGGACAGCCUUGCUAGCAUGUCUCACCACACCUGCUCCUGGUCCCUCCUCUCCACGUCCCCCUACCCCCACUUUUACCCCCCUCUUCUGCCUCCACACAGGGCUUGGGCCUGAGGCCUGCUCCUGGGGUCGGAGCAGGUGACAUUGUUAUCUACAGUCUGACCUUGUAUAGCCAGGUUUGGCUACUUCGCAGCUCACCCAAAGAGACGUAACCCCACAACCUACUUUUAUUUUAUUUUUUAAUCAUUAAAGACACUUUUGUAGUUUU